CGAGGGGGGACUUGAAUGAUGGUUCCAAGUGAGGGAUACCAAGCUCUUUGAAUUUGGCUUUCACGCUCUCUUUCACUGUCACUUACCAGUUACCAUUCUCUGUCUUUUAUUAUUAUUAAAUUAAUUAUAACAGAGAGAAAGAAUUGUUUAUUAUCCGGAGAGAGAGUGGGCGCUCCAAACCAAAGCCAUUACCUUUGACUGACCAGUCCACUACUGUAGGCUCCAGAACCCAACAACACAGCAGCAACAGCGAAGCAAUUGACGCUACUGCUCCGCACAGUCCACAGCGCACUGCCUUGAAUGAAAGAAGCCACUGCUUUUAUCUUUUGGCCACUUCUAGAUUUUUAUUAACAUCGAAACCAGCAAGCGCUAAUUCAGAGCACUGACACAGCCCUGCAGAGACAGUAUUACUACAUACAAAUACUUCUCCUUUUGAAACCACCAGAACAACCCUAUAAUUAAAUUCACAAUCUUCGUCUCAGACUCAUAUCUAUGGGGUCAAGGCCGAAACCUGUUUUUCCCUUUUUUCCAAAUCUAUUCCAAUCUAUAUGUAUUAAUUAAGGAAAGGAAGUAAUUAAGGUAAAAGGGAGGAGAAAAAGGACAAAGGUUGAUGUUAAUCUUUUCUCCUAGAGACACCGCACUGCAACUUUUGCUGGAAUAAAUAAGAGAAAGGAAGAAAGAGAGACCUACUGCAAUGCUGCUAACUGGUCACAACUCACCAGUUGGUAGGUAGAGCUUGUGGUUGAUAGAGAGAAAGAUGUUUUACUUGUAAAAGACCUUACUCUCUAAACGCUUAUUUCUCUCUCUUCUCUCUCUCUCUCUCUCAAAAUCAUACAAGAAAAGAGUAAAAAAGGUAUAGAGCAAGUGAACGUUGUUUGGACAGUGCUGGGGGGUUGGUGUGUGUGUGCGCUUUCUAUUAUGGAUAGCUAUGAAGCAACCAGAAUUGUGUUCUCAAGAAUCCAAAACCUUGAACCAGAAAACGCUUCCAAAAUCAUGGGUCUACUGCUGAUUCAGGACCAUGGGGAGAAGGAGAUGAUUCGUUUAGCCUUUGGUCCUGAAGCUUCACUUCAGUCUGUCAUCCUCAAGGCCAAAAAAGAGCUUGGUCUUCCUUCUAACUCUCCUUCUACACCUUCAACCCCAUCAUCUCCUUCUCCUUUCCUCGCCAACAACCAGAAUCCUGUUAAUAUUCCAAGGCAAAGCUCUGCAGCUUCCAGGCUCCUACCCAACGGUGGAGUCAAUCUGCCAUCUUCUCUCACCAUCCCUACUAACCUCUCUACUUCUUCUUGUACUUCUUCUUGGAGUCCUUUGUCUGAACUUCCAAACCCUGAUGAGUUGAUUAGUCCAAGCAGUGGGUCUUUAAAUCCUUCUUCUUUGCCCUUCUAUGGAAACGGAGGAGCUACUGAUAUGGUUGAUGAGUUUCAACUUCAAGAUCAACUAGCUUUCCUCAACGAAAGCUCACCGCAGCUUAACCCCAAGAACCAUGAUUUCUUUUACCCCCAACCCGCUGACUUGUCCUCGAGUUCAGCUGCUGCUGCUGCUUGUGGCAGCACUGACGCCAUGGGGUUCCCCUCUUAUUGGGGGACCUCCUUUCACAGGAGGAGCAGCUCUGUGAGCGAUAUUGUGGGUGCUGAGGACCCGGCUUCAGGGUUUGGGUGGAGACCCUGCUUGUAUUUUGCUAGGGGGUACUGUAAAAAUGGGAAUAAUUGUAGAUUUAUCCAUUGUGGGCUUGGGGAGUCUGGUUCAGUAGUUGGAGGAGCAGAUGGUGCAACCAUGGUGGGUUCACCUAACAAGAUCGAGAUGGACCAGUGCCAUGAGUUACUUAGAUCUAAAUCCGCUCAGCAACAAAGGUUGGCUGCUGCUUCACAGCUCAUGGGUUCUGCUUCUUUUCCUUACUCCCCAAAGGGCAUGAAUUCGUUCCUUCAACAGCAACAAAAUGAUACUCAGAGGGCUGCUGCCGCUGCUGCUUUAAUGAUGGGUGAUGAUAUGAACAAGUUUAACCGUUCCAGGCUUGAAAGAAACGGGUUUUCAAUGAACGGUGAAGCAGGCAUGGUUAACCCAGCUUCAAGACAGAUCUACUUGACUUUCCCAGCUGAUAGCACUUUCAGAGAGGAGGAUGUGUCAAAUUACUUCAGUAUAUAUGGUCCGGUUCAAGAUGUGAGGAUACCAUACCAGCAGAAGAGAAUGUUUGGAUUUGUCACUUUUGUUUAUCCUGAGACCGUGAAGAUCAUCCUGGCUAAAGGGAAUCCUCAUUUUGUUUGCGAUGCUCGGGUUCUGGUGAAGCCUUACAAAGAGAAAGGCAAAGUUCCGGACAAGUACAGGAAACAGCAGCAACAGCAAGUGGAAAGAGGAGAGUUCUCCCCUUGUGGUACUCCAACUGCCCUUGAUUCUAGAGAUCCAUUUGACCUUCAGCUAGGGUCAAGGAUGUUUUACAAUACCCAGGACUUGUUAUGGAGGAGAAAGUUGGAGGAGCAAGCUGAUCUUCAGCAAGCCCUUGAGCUUCAAAAUAGAAGAUUGAUGGGCCUGCAACUCCUGAAUGUGAAGAAGCAUCACCAUCACAGGGCUCUUUCUAGUGGAAGUCCCAUUCCAUCACCUACCCACUCACCAAACCCGUUCAGCCAGUCACUUGUACUUCCUCAAUUUCACAACAGUCAAGAAGCUCCACAAGAGAAUUGUUCUAACCCUGUGCUGGCUGUAUCUACCACUGCUUCUGAGAAGCAAGCAGUGAGUACUACUGCGAUUGCUAAAGAACCGGCCAGUGUUGAAGAAAAUGGUACUAGCAAGGAGAGCCCUAAUUGUGAAGAUGCUAAUCUGCCAGAAAGUUUGGAGCACAACCUUCCUGAUAAUCCUUUCGCAUCUCCUACCAAAGCAUCCGGGGAGUUCUUGUCUGCAUUCUCCAAUGCUGAAGCAGAUCGGGAUGUUUCAGUCUCGGCUUCUUCUGUCAACAGUAACUGGGUCUCUUCAACUCUACUUCCUGCAAAUAAUGCUUUAGAGAUUGCAUCCUUCAACUCUUUCAACUGUCAAAUGCCCAGGUUCUCGUCUGGACAUGGUACCAUUGGUAUGUAUGCCGGCACAGGCGGCCCGACUUGCCCUGUUGGUAUUUAGCUUCCUAUGCUGAGGAAGACUGAAGGUAUAAAUCAAGCACAAAAUUUCACAUCAGAGAUCAGAGAUCUAUAGAGAGCCACCACCACCACCGCACUACAAUCAGAACCACCACUCAACCGUUACUCGUAAUCAUCGUCAAUACUAUACUUACUACCAUACAAAAUGCGUACAUAAAAGGCAGUGAAGGAAGUGGGUCAGCCAUUCCUUUAUUUUGUUGUAAUAUUGUUAUCUAUUGUUUCAGUAGUUUGGACCACAGGUAAAAGCAUAGAAGAAGAAAGAAAAAAAAGGAUCACACAGUCAAUGUGUAGUUGUAACUCCCCUUGAACUGUAAUUUCUUUCCCUUAUUUUUCCAGCAGUGAUGGUUUCCCUGGAAGAAACAAGGAAAAAAAACCCCCCUUAUUUUAGUUUGUUCAUUUUUUUCCUAGCCUUGUUAGUUCAUGUUUGUUAGGGUGUAAUCAAAAUCCUCUUCUGUACAGAGCAUCUGCACUCAAAAGAAGGGAAGCAACACUCGAAGAGGUAGAAAUAGUAAAAACAUGCAUAUAUGGUAUUGUAGGGGGAAGACAUCUAUAGAGGGAAUCUUAAAUCUCAGUUCAAAGUUGUACCUUGAUCAUGAUCUACUGUUAUGAGAUAGAGAAUUCACUAGUAAAAGGCAUCAGAAUUUCAAAAA
Molecule: messenger RNA, 3769 nt
Organism: Gossypium arboreum
Lineage: Eukaryota; Viridiplantae; Streptophyta; Magnoliopsida; Malvales; Malvaceae
Product: zinc finger CCCH domain-containing protein 53
Exons: 10
Coding region: 919-3102 (727 amino acids)
Molecular function (GO): metal ion binding; RNA binding
Source: RefSeq, a predicted model, not a curated record